Vigna unguiculata (cowpea) is the source of this 1593-nucleotide messenger RNA. RefSeq lists its product as uncharacterized. NCBI's taxonomy places the organism in Eukaryota, Viridiplantae, Streptophyta, Magnoliopsida, Fabales, Fabaceae. The record is from RefSeq and is a predicted model, not a curated record.
GCUGUUCCUGUGAUUUUGGUUGUGGGGUUUUCUUUUUUCUUUUGGUUGAAUUAUGGGUGUGGAGAAUUUUAUGGGAUUUUGGAUCUGUGUCUUAAUUCUUCAUUGGAGUGUUUGAAUUUGGUGUUUUGGGUAGAUCUUGUGGUUUUUGUCGAUGGGGUGUUUGUAGAUUUUACUUGAACUGAGUUCAUUUAUGCGUUGCUUGUCAAUUGAGCGGAACUGGUCUUCUAUAGGGUAUUGGAUUUGUUAGUUUUGGGUUGGUUGCAAAUUGGAUUGUGGGAGAAAUAAAAAUGGCGUUUUGUGCUAUUGUAUAUUGAAAAUCAACAGAUCAAUCACAGUAAAGAAAAAGGAUUAGAAGAAACUCUACAGGACAAAUAAUAGAAGAACAUAAAAUUGCAAAUUCAUUGGAUCGGAAGGGAUAUUUAUGAAGGGUUAGCACAAGAAUUUUGUUGUGAAGUAGAAAGCCAAAUCACCAAAUUCUGAAUCCUGAUUAAGUUCCAUGGAAGAAGAGCAUCAAUAUUCUGAAAGUAGUGAAGAACUACAGACCCAGAAAUCGGAUGGAGAAGAUCAACAAUUGCAACAUGAAUACCAACUACCUGGAGCUGAAGAGAAACUAGUAUUGCAAUUUAUGGAUUCAGUGCAUAACUACCUAUCUCUCUUUGAUACAUUAUCCUCCAAACUUCGACAGGGAUGGUUUGACUUAUCAAGUGCUCGACAUUCCAUGGGUGCUGCUCGCAUUAAUAGUUCUCUAUUGGACCUGAAAUUCCAUUCAGCUGCUACAACAUUGAAGAUAACCAACUAUGAUGGUACACAACCAUGCUUCAUGUUGCAUAAAUGGGUAUCCUCUGAAGAAAAGAGUGCUCAUGAGUUACAGGAUGAGAAUGUCCAGCCACAAGAUAGUAGUAGUGUGAACUCUUGCAGACUUGCAGAUAAUGCUGAUUGUUUUUUAUGGAAUCAAAAGGAGCGAUCCAAGUCCUUAUCAGUUUUUGGAGUUUUAAUUUCCCCAAAGCUUCGAGCCUCCCAGUUGUCAUUUGAGAAAGCACUGGAGACGCUCGUAGAAAUAGCUAACAUGCAAUCGUCUUUGUUAUAUUCUUUUCACCAACUUCAGAAGGUGGAACAUACCAAAGAGUGAAAAGUACCAUACCAGCUCCUUCUAGAUGCUGCUGGAAUGCAUCGCAGGUGGAAAUAUUAUUUCAGUAUUGGAAAUGCAGCACUGACUGGUUUUGUUGAAUUCAUUGAUGUGUCAGAAGAUGGUGAAGACUUCCCUGAUUGUGAUGGCAUAUAUUGUGUGGAGAAAGUUGAAAGCCCACAUCGAUGGAGUGGAAUCCCAGAGACACAGUGAGAGGAAUUGAAUUGAGUGUCCACUGUCCCAACCAUGGCCAUGUUGUUACUUUAACUUUUUUCCUUGUCCACAAUUUCAUAUAUUCUCAAUACGUCAUUUACAAACAAAUGCAGGCAUUCCAUUAUAAGCACUAAUGAAACCUAUGUUGAAAACUUCGUGUUUCUACAAAUGUUGUUUACUAUUGCCUUUGAGAUAUUAUAUAAUGGAAUUAAACUCUUUAUAAUAUUCAAGUAUCAGGUCAAUAUUAUGUAACA